GAAUGGCGGAUGGUUCUUCAAAAGAUUGCAUUGAGGAGCUUAGGGAAGUGAUUAGAGAUAGCUUACCUAGGAAAAGCCUAUUGCCUAACAAAAAUGUUGAAGAAAAGGAACAGAUUAGAGACAGCUUAGCUAGGCAAAGCCUAUUGCCUAACGUAAAUGUUGAAGAAAAGAGAUGCUUCGGUGGAAGAGUUUCGGACUCGGCUUCAGAUAUCCCGUCGACAAGCUCAAGCCAAUCUUCGACUGUUCGAUCCGACAACUUUACUUUCAUGGAUUCAUCUAUCUCAUUAGCAGCUCUAGAGAAGAAGGCAGAAGGCCCGAGUUUGAUUGCAAAGCUUAUGGGACUAGAUGAGAUGCCUUCAAAACCAUUGCAGACAUAUUCCAGGAAAGAGAUGAAGAGAUGCUUUAAAGGAGUAUUGAAAAACAACUUCGUCAAAGAGAUCAAGUAUGAUUCUCAUCAAUGGAGUGACUUUGUUACGGAACAGAAGUUGAUCAACAAUAGCCCCCCGAUUGUACUCAUAAAACCUCGACUCGAUCUGUGCCUGCAACCACACGAGAACUUAUCUAGGUCUAAAGAUGAAGCCAAGGCUACCCUUCCAAAGUCUAGUAAGCUUGAUAAUGGAUCAAAUGUUACAAAAAAUAAAAUGCCUUAUCAGCGAAUCUCUACUGCAAACUCCAACUCUAAUCACAGACAGCAAACUAUAGUUGGUGCUACCGAUGAUCAGCAAAAGAUUCAGAUGAAAAAGGAGAAAAUAGUUCACAAUGCUGCAACAACUGCUAACUUAAUUAUUGAGAAAUUAGAAUACAAAAGAGAUGGUAUUGUUUCAGAUGGGAAGAGGAUUGAUGUUAUAUCCAGAAACAAUACGGUUUUGGAAGGAAAAAUCGUCAAUCUUGCAUCGGAUAAUGAUGAUGAUGUUUUGGAAGAAUAUAGCACUGAAACUGCGGAUCAGCUUCAAACAAAGGAGGGAACAGAACACACUGAUAUUGUAAUUGAAGGUUACCCUGGUAAGAGUUCUGUUUGUGAUGUUACCCUGGUGACUACUGAUGAUCAAAACAACCGAAAAUCUACAGGAGACAUCGAUGAUGACCCCAUCUUAUCAAUUGGAGCCGACAGCAAAAGCUUCAUGAGAGGGACCGGACGGAAAGCUUUGCUAUUGAGUAGCUAUAGCGAGCUUUCCGGUGAAAACUAUUGUAGCGGUAGUCUUUACUUGAUGGUGGAAAGAGAUAUAAAGCAGAAAGAAGUUUUAAGUGGAGUAUGGGACUUGGGUUGGAGAAACGGAUUUUCUGUGAAGGACAGGAUGCAAGUGGUGGACGAUAUAGAGAAGCAAGUGUUAAGCGGAUUGAUUGAGGAGAUUUGUGGCUAAGUUGUUCAAAGUGGUCAGUGACGCAGCAUCGUAAAUAAGCUUACUUUGAUGUACAUAAGGAGGCAGAGGCGGAUGCAGGAAGCGUUGGCCGUGUCUCGGAUUCAAAAUCCUCACUAAAGCUUGGU
Hibiscus syriacus is the source of this 1486-nucleotide messenger RNA. RefSeq lists its product as uncharacterized. The transcript has 2 exons. NCBI's taxonomy places the organism in Eukaryota, Viridiplantae, Streptophyta, Magnoliopsida, Malvales, Malvaceae. The coding region runs from base 3 to 1361 and encodes 452 amino acids. The record is from RefSeq and is a predicted model, not a curated record.